This is a messenger RNA of Quercus robur (English oak), 1933 nucleotides long. Its product is annotated as GRAS family protein TF80-like. The transcript has 2 exons. Gene Ontology annotation, biological process: regulation of DNA-templated transcription. Bases 489 to 1835 code for a protein of 448 amino acids. Gene Ontology annotation, cellular component: nucleus. Gene Ontology annotation, molecular function: DNA-binding transcription factor activity; sequence-specific DNA binding. The record is from RefSeq and is a predicted model, not a curated record. NCBI's taxonomy places the organism in Eukaryota, Viridiplantae, Streptophyta, Magnoliopsida, Fagales, Fagaceae.
CUGAAUUCCCCAAGAACAACGUUUCAAUGAUGAAGACAAAAAAGUCUAUUAUAAGUCAUCACCAAUGCUGUCUUGGAAAAGCCCUUCGAAACUUUGUUCCUUUUGACUCACUCUGCAACAAAAUCCCAGACCCCAAAAUCUCUUUAGCUCUUAAACCACUUUGAUGGUUAGCAGGUUGGCUCACCAAGCAUGUAAAUUUCUUGGAGGGUUUUUCUGGGUUUUUGGUCAAUUUGGAAACCCAGCUGGAAAUUUGAAAUUGGUGGUGUACUUGAUAAUUUCUGAACUCUCUCUGGUAAUUUCCCUUGUUUUUGUUUCAUAAAAUUGAACCCUUUGAUUAAUUCCUGAACAUAACUCGUCCAUUGUAUGCUUUUGAUUUUUGUAUAAUAGGUGAAAUUUCUUGAAUUCUGAGCGGGUUUCGUUAAGGCUCUUUUUGGUUGCAUGGAGAAUAUCAGAGCAUAUUAGAAAGAAGAGUUUGUUCCCAGUACUCAAUGGCAGGAGCUCAAGAUGCAAGGUAUUCUGCAACUCCAUCAUCCUCUCAAUGGAUGUCACUGUCUCCUGGUUUAGGAUCACCGAUUGGAACACCACUAUCUGAGAAAUUGGGCGUGGAAUUGUUAAGAAUGAUUGAAGAAUGUGGUUAUCAUGUAGCUGCAAGUAAUAUGCCUAAUGCUAAUAUCAUGCUUGAGCUUAUUUCCCGUCUUGCCUCUGCUAAUGGCUCCCCCAUUCAGCGAAUUGCAGCAUAUGUCAUCGAGGCAUUUGCUGAAAGGAUGUUGAAAACAAAAUUGCCUGGUCUUUACAAUGCCUUCAAUUCGACAAAAAUAUCAUUAGUCUCCGAGGAAAAUGUUGCUCAAAGAUUGUUCUAUAACGUUUGUCCUUUCAUAAAAGUCGCAUAUUUGAUCACGAAUCAAGCCAUUAUAGAAGCUAUGGAGGGCGAGAAGUGGGUUCAUAUUAUUGAUCUCUAUUCAUUUGAACCUGAACAGUGGAUUGAUCUUCUUCAUACAUUUAAAGCACGGCCAGAGGGGCCGCCCUGUGUGAAAAUUUCCGGUAUCCAUGACCAGAGAGUAGUUUUAGAGCAAAUGGCUGUUCGGUUGAUGGCAGAAGCUUCUAAGUUAGAAAUUCCGUUUCACUUCAUUCCUAUAGUGAGCAAAUUAGAGAAUGUUGAUACUGAAAGUUUUUGUGUUAACGCCGGGGAAGCUAUUGGAGUCAGCGCUGUAUUUCAGCUUCAUUCUCUCUUGGCUUUUGACGAGGAAGUGCCAAGAAGGAUUUCACCUGUGGCAUCAAAGAGGCCUUUACGGAAGUUUCUCGACGAGGUCAGUCCUGAUUUCACCUCUCCAUCAUCCAUACUAUCUCCAAGUUUUUCACCAAAAAUGAAAAACUUUCUAAGUUCUCUUCGGCGCCUCUCACCGAAGGUGAUGGUGAUAGCUGAGCAGGAGGCAAACCAUAAUGGUUUUAGUUUAACUGAGAGAGUCAAGGAAGCAUUGGACUUCUAUGCUCCUCUCUUCGAUUGCUUAGACUCCAUUCGAUCAAUAGCACCAACGGAGAGACAAAUGAUAGAGAAGAUGAUUUUUGGAGAUGAAAUUAAAAACAUCAUAGCAUGCGAGGGAGUGGAGAGAAAGGAGAGGCAUGAAAAGCUUGAGAAAUGGAUUCUAAGGCUAGAGCAGGCUGGUUUUGGCCGGGUGGAAUUGAGCUAUUACAACAGUAUAAAUGCUAGGAAGUAUUUGCAGAACUAUGGCAAUGAUGGUUAUAACAUCAAAGAAAAGGAUAGAUAUAUUGUUCUCUGCUGGAACUGGUGUCCCUUAUUUUCCAUUUCAGCUUGGCAGUUCGGGAGACAAAAAUGAGAUAACUAGCAAUGUGGUCAAUGAUUUCUUUUUCUUGUUCUUUCAGUUUAUUGUUUUUCAUUUUCUUCUUUGUAUACAAGAAUAAGGUUUUCAUGUUC